Molecule: messenger RNA, 7735 nt
Organism: Oncorhynchus nerka (sockeye salmon)
Lineage: Eukaryota; Metazoa; Chordata; Actinopteri; Salmoniformes; Salmonidae
Product: regulating synaptic membrane exocytosis protein 1-like
Exons: 30
Coding region: 258-5096 (1612 amino acids)
Biological process (GO): intracellular protein transport; calcium ion-regulated exocytosis of neurotransmitter; regulation of synaptic vesicle exocytosis
Cellular component (GO): presynaptic membrane; cytoskeleton of presynaptic active zone
Molecular function (GO): small GTPase binding; transmembrane transporter binding
Source: RefSeq, a predicted model, not a curated record
GGCGGGGGGUGGGGGGGAGAAGCGAGAGACUAGAGAGUGAGGAGGUGGAGAGAAAAAAGCCGAGGAGGACGAGAAACAAAAGCACAACCGUGGGUGCCUGCAACAACCAUGAGCAGCGGCGGCUUGCCCUAUUCACCGGAGCUGCUGCUCUACCCGUGGACGAUGUCGUGAGGUGUGGCUCGCAACGCUAAGCAGCAGGGAUUCUGUCAGUCGAAACGACAGUAGCAAGCCAAGGAGGGGUGCUGCUGGUGGAAAAGAUGUCGACCGCCUCGGUGGGGCCCCAGGGCGGCCCUCGCCCACCCACCGCGCCGCCGACCGUUCCCGAACUGCCGGACCUCAGCCAUCUCACGGAGGAGGAGAGGAAAAUAAUCAUGGCCGUAAUGGAUCGGCAGAAGGAGGAAGAGGAGAAAGAGGAAGCCGUGUUAAAGACGCUGCACCAGCAGUUUGAGAGUUACAAGGAGCAGGUGCGUCGCAUCGGCGUGGAGACGCGGCGCCAGCAGCAGGGCCAGCACAAGGACGACGCCCCCACCUGCGGCAUCUGCCGCAAGACCAAGUUCGCCGACGGCUGCGGACACCACUGCUCCUACUGCCAGACCAGAUUCUGCGCCCGCUGUGGGGGACGCGUCUCCCUGCGCUCCAACAACGUAAUGUGGGUAUGCAACCUGUGCCGUAAGCAACAGGAGAUCCUCACCAAAUCGGGAGAAUGGUUUUCGGGGCCGGGGGCGAGGCAGAUGAGCCUGGAUGGCGGCCUGAACGCCCCGCCCACGGGGGGUGACACCCAACGGGGGGACAGGAAGCUACUCCGCUCCAGGUCCCAGGCCCCGCCCCCUUCCAGCGGUAACGCAGGGGCGGCGCCCGACGGAACGCAUCAUCCGCCAACGGUACCGGCCAAGGGAGCGUUGGACACCAUGCCGGCGUCACGCGCUCGGAGCGAACCACCACGAGACAAGAAAAGACCUGUGUCCCUCCAUGAACAGAACGGUAAGCCUGGUGGUCCUGGUCGUGGUAGAGGAGGCCGGGGACCCCCAGGGAAGCUUCAGACCGUGGCCUCCCAGGAGGAGUUCUGUGGUCCCGGGGACAUAGACUGGCGGGACGGCCGGCACCUGGAGAAGGUCCGCUCCCAUGACUACCCCGAUGGCGGCGACCAAGGAAAUCGCCCCGACCUCCGGAGACGCCCCCCGGAGGAGGAUGAGCUGGAGCGCAAGCGGCGCCAGGAGGAGGAGUUCCAGGCGCGUUACCGCAGCGACCCCAACCUGGCGCGCUACCCGGUCAAGCCGCAGAAGGAGGAGCAGGAGAUGCGCAUGCACGCCAAGGUGUCGAAGGUGCGCCACGAGCGGCGCCACAGCAACAACGCCAUCAAUGAGGUGGGGCUGGAGGGAGGGGGAGGGAACAUGGGGGAUGUGCCUGAGAAUCGUCUCCGGAGGGGCGGCGGUGGGAUUGGUGGAGAACCGGACCGCAAGGCAUCCUUGGAGAACCACCGCGCCUACUCCAUGGACAGGACCGUGGGGGGUGGUGGGGGUGGCGGAAUUGGGCAGGGACCCCAGGGAGGUCCCCCCCUCCUCAAACAGAACCAGAACCACGGACCCCUUCAACCAUCCGGUGGUGGCCCACGAACGGGCCCCCAUCCUGGUGCUCCUCACCCCCACCAAGGACCCCCACCUCCAGCAGGCUGGGAUCCCCCUAAGGGACCCCACCCCAGCCAACUGGACCCCAAUUCCCAGGCAGCCAUGAUGCACAAGGCUAGGAGGGAGAAGUCCGGGGACAGCCUGCUGCGGAAGGACUCCCAGAGCUCGGACCAGUCGGAGUCGCUGCGGCCGCCCCCACCCAGGCCCUACAAGAGCAAACGGGGCGUCAACAAGAGGCAGAUGUCUAUAAGCAGCUCAGAGGAGGAGGGCGCCUCCACGCCAGAGUACACCAGCUGUGAGGACGUGGACAUGGAGAGCGUCAGUGAAAAAGGUGAUUGGGACUGCCAUCCUCUGGAUCCUGCUGUGUGGCAUCAUCCAGUGACAUGGCAGCCGUCCAAGGAGGGCGACCACUUAAUCGGACGCAUCACUCUGAGCAAAAGGUCGGCCAUGCCCCGCGAGGCAGGCUCCUUACUAGGGUUAAAGGUUGUGGGUGGGAAGAUGACAGAGACAGGGAGACUGGGGGCCUUCAUCACCAAAGUCAAGAAAGGAAGUCUGGCGGACAUUGUUGGCCACCUGCGAGCUGGUGAUGAGGUACUGCAGUGGAACGGGAAGUCGUUGCCGGGAGCAACCAAGAAGGAAGUGUACAACAUCAUUCUGGAAUCCAAGGCGGAGCCUCAAGUGGAAAUAGUUGUCUCAAGGCCUAUUGGAGACAUACCAAGAAUUCCAGAAACAUCACAUCCUCCUUUAGAAUCGACGGGCUCCAGUUCCUUUGAGUCUCAGAAGAUGGAGCGUCCCUCCAUAUCGGUCAUGUCCCCCACCAGCCCUGCUACCCUCAGAGCCCUCCCCGUCAUCCUGCCUGGACAGCUCUCUGUAAAGCUGUGGUAUGACAAAGUGGGCCAUCAACUGAUCGUCAACGUCCUUCAAGCCAUAGACCUGCCCCCCCGACCGGACGGGCGACCCAGGAACCCCUACGUCAAGAUGUACUUCCUCCCUGACCGAAGUGAUAAGAGCAAGCGCAGGACCAAGACAGUAAAGAAGAGCGCUGGGCCCAAGUGGAACCAGACGUUCCUGUACUCCCACGUCCACCGCAGGGACUUCAGAGAACGCAUGCUGGAGAUCACUGUCUGGGACCAACCUAGAAUACAGGAGGAGGAGAGUGACUUCCUGGGAGAGAUCCUGAUAGAGCUGGAGACUGCCCUGCUGGACGACGUCCCUCACUGGUAUAAACUCCAGACCCACGAUGUGUCCUCUCUACCUCUGCCCCAGCCAUCCCCUUACCUCCCGCGCAGACACACCUCUCACGACAGCCCCAGCAAGAAACUACAGAGUGCAGAGCGUAACUCGAGGGAGAGGGAGAGGAACAGCACCCUGACUGUCCCAGAGCAGCAGAGACUUGCCCAGCACCGCUCCAGAUCUGUGUCCCCUCACCGCGAGGACAUAACAAGGGCCCGCUCCCGCCCUGCACACGUCCCCAUGCAGAGGAGUCUGGAUGAGAUCCAUCAGAACCGCCACCACUCCUGCUCCCCCUCUCGUUACCAUGACUCCCACGGGGAGCACCGCUCCGGGGACUCAGACUACGAGUACUCCGAGGACAGUGAGGUCCUCGAGAUGCACAGGUCUAUCCGAGGCGGGAGUGCCGAGUGCCUGCACACAAACAGUGAUCUGCAGCCCAGUCUGGACCGGGUGAGGAGUGCCAGCACCACCUGCCUCAGACCUGACACCAACCUCCACUCUCCUGAUAAAGACAGAUGCUCCAACUAUCUGCCCCGCAGACAGCCCGCAGGCCCCAGGAUUUUAGUAGAGCAGGCCUCCCCAGAGGAAGAAAGGCAGUCAGGGAGCCUGGGCAGACCUGACAGUCAGAGAGGUAACAGCAAGAAAGGCCUGGAGGCUGACAGUCGUAUCCAGCCCACCUCUAUACUGAGGGGCAGUAGGGGGAGAGGGGGACCGCUGCGCCCCUUUAACCAGACACCCCUGGGGGGAUCUGCCCCUAACUCACCACGACAGGACAGAACACACACCCACAGCCCCUCCCCUCCUACGGGGACUCCCCAGUCAGGUCGCAGGGGCAGACAGCUGCCACAGGUUCCUGCCAGAAGCAGUAGUGUAGAGCAAGCUCUAGCAGUAGAGGAGCGAGCCAGACAGAUGAACAUGAAAGUACAUUCCUACCGGCCUUCAGCAUCCCAUGACCCCGAGACGGACCUCAAGACCAAACGAGAGAUGUAUGCGGAUCAGCGGCGGAGCUCUGACAACGUGUCGGCCCGCUCGUCAGACAGCGACAUGAGUGACGCGUCGGCCCUAUCCCGCGCCAGCAGUGCCUCACGCCUCAGCAGCACCUCCUACAUGUCCAUCCAAUCAGAACGCCCGCGCGGGCGGCUCAGGUCCAAGUCUUUAGAGGACGAGAAGAAGGAGAGGAGGAUCUCGUGGGGGAUGAAUGGAGAGCAGGAGAGGAUGAGGGCAGCAGGGAAGAGACGGUUCUCUCAAGAGCUGAAGAGGAGGAGACACACUGUGUCUGGGGACCCCAAAGACGCCAGUCGGCAGGUUCGUGCGGCGCCGGGCCGGACCAUGCUGAAGAGCACAAGCGUGAGCGGUGAGAUCUACGCGUCAGAGCGUACCGACGGCAGCCAAUCGGAUACGGCGCUGGGCACGGUGGGCAUGGGUGGCAAGAAGAGACGCUCCAGCCUAAGUGCCAGGGUGGUCUCCAUCGUCUCCAACAGACGUAGUCGCAGCACGUCGCAGAUCGUCGGCCCGGAGGGGAAGGGGAAGAAGGAGAAGGGUGCGUCCAUCCAGAGGAGCACAGAGACGGGUAUGGCUGUAGAGAUGACCAGGAACAUGAGUCGACAGUCCAGUAAAGAGUCCACCAACGGCACCAUGAACAGCUGCAACUCCGAGGGAAAUCUGCUUUUCGGUGGGGUGCGUCUGGGACAGCCAGGCAACCAGUUCAGCGACUUCCUGGAUGGUCUGGGUCCCGCCCAGCUGGUGGGCAGACAAACGCUGGCCACACCUGCCAUAGGUGAUAUUCAGAUCGGAAUGAUGGACAAGAAGGGUCAGCUGGAGGUGGAGGUGAUCAGAGCUCGGGGCCUUGUACAAAAGCCUGGGUCCAAAUCCCUCCCUGCUCCAUACGUCAAGGUCUAUCUGUUGAAUAAUGGAGCGUAUGUAGCCAAAAAGAAAACCAAGAUUGCACGGAAAACGCUGGACCCGCUGUACCAGCAAGCGCUGCAAUUCGAGGAGAGCCCACAGGGUAAAGUCUUACAGGUGAUCGUCUGGGGAGACUACGGACGAAUGGACCACAAAAGCUUCAUGGGAGUUGCACAAAUCCUAUUGGAGGAACUAGACUUAACAAGCACAGUGAUUGGCUGGUACAAGUUGUUCCCACCCUCCUCUUUAGUUGACCCCACACUAGCCUCCCUGACUCGACGUGCUUCCCAGUCGUCACUGGACAGCUCCUCAGGCCCACCGGGCACCCGAUCCUAGUGGACCAAUAGGAAUACAGCUACCAAUCUUAAUGGACCAAUGGGACUAUAGCUAGCCUACCGCUUUGUGAAACGAUUUAACGUCACCUUAGAGAUUAACGGACAAAAAUUAUUGUAGAACAACAACAAUCAAGAAACAGAGUCACAAAUGAUUUAAAAAAAAGCUUUGUUGAGAUCUGACAAUCACUCCUAGCAUCAUUUAAUUUGUUUGUUUGUUUUAGAGAGCGUAAGGUUUCAGUGUUUCAUUCCUGUAACGAAUUCGUCAUCGUUUUUUCGCGGUUGUAAUCUAAGAACUAGGGCUGUCGAUAAUAAACAAUGUUUGGUAGCUAGGUAAGGCUGUACUGGAGUCGAGCGGUAAGGAGACACUCGAUUCAUUGAAGAAACUCGUUAGAAAUUUAAAUGUGAAAGGAAGAAGGGUGGUAGUUUUUAGUCAAACCAUCAAUAAACAAAGAAAUGUAUGUUAGCAUCAGAAUGUAUGGACCCAAGACAGAGGUGCCAUCCUCCUUGUCCCUCAGGGGAUGCCAUAAUGUCCUCUCCGCAGUGGCCCCCAUCCGGCCCCCAAACAGACUGCCAGCACUUCGGCCCCCAGGGCAGAGUGCUUCUGGGUGGGGUCGGUCCGGGCAAGCAGGGGUCUCCUUCUGGUGCCUAGACUUUGUGGAUUCACAUUACUGGUCCUUCUCUGUCAAAUAUCAUUGUUUUUGUUUUCAAUAUGUUUACCAUGGCUGGUCCAAGCCGCUCUCUCGUUUUUGUCUUUGGUACGUUUGACUUUUUUCUCUCCCUUUGUUACUUAUGGCACAACAAUGUUUUUAUGAUGAGUAUGAGGUUUACGAUGAGUUGUCUGAUGUAUGCAUGGAGAAGAGUAAAAAGACACAUGGAAAAAAUACGAAAUAGAGAAAAUUAGAUCAUGUGUCUGCAAUGAGAUGCAGGGGACUGUUCAGUGACACAUCUUAAAUGACGAUUUUUACACUUGACUAUGAGAUUAGUGUGGGAUUGCAAUGUUGUUUUCUUCAUUCAGUCACCUACAAAAAGUCCAACCCAGUUGUCUUUGUAUAGAUGUAUAUUAGACCUCCAUUAUCUUGACCAAUAAAUAUAAUUAUACAUUUCACUUUGGACUAUCACCAGGGUGUCAACAAGUCACUGUAAAAAAAGACGUCUCUUUGUCCACAAUCACGAGAACUUUCAUUUAGCUGUUUUCCUGGAGUAUCCUUCCCCUCACCCCAGCACAUGUUUAGGGGUUUUAUCUGAAAUUUCAGUUUACACUUUUUGAGAUUUAAAAAAAAAGUGAAUGAAAUUUUUAACAUUUUAAAUACUGCUUGCAAAUGUAUUUUUUUUGGUUCAUUUCAUUUCUUCUUUGUCUCGAUUAUUUGGAAAAACAAAAAACAUCAGUUGCUCAAAUUUCCCUUCUGCAUCUUUGUGAAUGUGAAAAGUAACCCAUCAGAUUGAACUUUCAGGACAGGAACACCAAUACUCAUCCUUCGUCAGGCCGGCCGACUCCUGCCACACCAAAGGGGGCGUGGCCAGCAUGACUCGGACCUGUUCCAAGCUGCAUGCACAUUUUGUCAAACAAAAACGAUACUGAUAAAAAAAGAAGAUUGAACUGAACUAGAUAUGUGUUAGUUCCACAUACUGUAGGCCCGCUUGUAUGUUGCAUGCACUUGUACAGUUUGCUCGUACUUAAAUAUAAAGAGAAACCGAAGCCAUUCACAUCACGCGAAGACAUUCAAAAUUAUCAGCUGCAGUCAAGUCUAGUCCACAUCCUUCAUUCCGGUGCUGAAUGUUUCGAAACCAGUCGAUUACCAAGAUUAUGUUGAUGUCUUUUUUAAAGCUAUUGAACACGUGCUGUACUGUCGUACUAAGCAAUCCUCACCGCCCAUUCUUUCAAAUCUACAGUUCCUGUACACAUCAUAGUUGACCUCUAUGGGGCUGAGACUACAUGGUUGAAUAUGUAUAAAUCAGAUCAACUUAUAUACAAAGUAUAGUUAUGUUGAACAUAAUGAUGUAAUAAGAUAUAUGGAUACAUAUAUUACACAAAUUAUUUAGAGUAUAAUGUAACGAAAGUAAUUUAGAUAUAUUGUAAAUAUUUUUUCAACCAACCAAACGGUUUAGUGAUAUUUACGAAUGGGGCCAAGUCAGAUUACGGGGACAUUGUCAAGUUCCUUAAGACUACGAUUGGACUUAGAAAGUCACAAAGGGACACUACUUUACUUCAAGGCUUCAGGGGAUAGUCCCAAAUCGCCACACUUGAGUGUACUAGGGUAUCAGGCCAUAUUAUCUGCAAAAGCUGUCGUCACUACACCUCUCUCUCUCCAUGCUUUGAAACCUACAACCUACGACCUAUGACCCCAGCCAUGUAAAACCCCAUUUAUAAAAACGUCACAUUUUUGGUUUUAUGUUUAGUGAGUUAUUCUUUUUUUUUUUUUUGUCAGUAUUAUUAGGAGAGAGAAAAAAAUGCUGAUUGUUUACAAUGUAUGUGUUCCACUGAAACAACAACUAUAAAAGAAAAUGAUCAGAUAAAAAUGUAUUCACUGCAGCGUUUCUUGUUUCGUAUAACAGGUGUGGCUCAAAUGAUGUGUGUGUUUUAUAUUUUAAAAAAGAGUUCAUUUUUAUUAUUUACAAAUAAAAAAAGAAUGUGUGGAAGAA